AACACAUUGUAUAAAGAAAUAGCCUAUUUACGUCGCACUUAGGACAAGUUAGUUUUGACUGCCAUUUCAUAAAAAAUUCUUUGUAAUUGGAUUAACUGAUUUGUUCGAAUAGAAAGUUGAAGAUGAAAAAUGGAAUAUAUUAAAAAUUUCUUUGUCAAUAUAUAUCCAAGUUUAAUGAUCAUAAUAAGUGUAAAAUUAUAAAAAUGUUAAGAAAACUUAGUAAUCUGUUACAAAUUUUUGUUCCUGGUCAAAAAGUAAGCAAGCGAUAUCUAAAUUUUAUACCUGUUGUUGUAGAACAAAGUGGAAGAGGAGAACGUGCAUAUGACAUUUACUCGCGUCUUUUAAAAGAAAGAAUUAUUUGUUUAAUGGGCCCGAUCACAGAUAAUGUAUCUUCAGUAGUGAUAGCUCAACUUCUAUUUCUUCAAUCAGAAAAUAGUAAAAAUCCAAUUCAUAUGUAUAUUAACUCACCUGGUGGAAGUGUCACAGCUGGACUUGGUAUAUAUGAUACUAUGCAAUAUGUUCUACCUCCUGUUGCAACAUGGUGUGUAGGACAAGCAUGCUCAAUGGCAAGUUUAUUACUGGCAGCAGGAACAAAGGGUAUGCGCCAUUCAUUGCCUAAUGCAAGAAUUAUGACACAUCAGCCAUCAGGAGGUGUAUCUGGUCAAGCUACUGAUAUACAGAUACAAGCUCUAGAAAUAUUAAAGCUUAAAAAGCAAAUUAAUAAUUUAUAUGUAAAACAUACAGGUUUAGAUCUGGAAAAAAUAGAACGAUGUAUGGAAAGGGAUAAUUUCAUGAGUCCUAAAGAAGCAAAGGAAUUUGGAAUUAUAGACAAAGUACUAUCACAUCCAAUGCAAGAGGAUGAACCAAAUAGCAAAAUGCCUAAAGCUGUUCUUGAAAUUUCCACUCAACCUUAAUUAGGAUUAAAUAAAAUAUACUUAAAAUUAUGAAAUUUUAUUAAAACAUGUAUUUAUCAAUAUUUAAAAAUAGUAAUAAAAUAUUUUUAAAACAA
This is a messenger RNA of Apis florea (little honeybee), 1009 nucleotides long. RefSeq names its product Caseinolytic protease proteolytic subunit (gene ClpP). Gene Ontology annotation, cellular component: endopeptidase Clp complex. Gene Ontology annotation, molecular function: serine-type endopeptidase activity; ATP-dependent peptidase activity; ATPase binding. Gene Ontology annotation, biological process: protein quality control for misfolded or incompletely synthesized proteins. Lineage: Eukaryota; Metazoa; Arthropoda; Insecta; Hymenoptera; Apidae. The record is from RefSeq and is a predicted model, not a curated record.